This is a messenger RNA of Carassius auratus (goldfish), 3983 nucleotides long. Its product is annotated as BMP/retinoic acid-inducible neural-specific protein 3-like. Bases 592 to 2877 code for a protein of 761 amino acids. The record is from RefSeq and is a predicted model, not a curated record. Gene Ontology annotation, cellular component: neuronal cell body; cytoplasm; dendrite. Gene Ontology annotation, biological process: cellular response to retinoic acid; positive regulation of neuron differentiation; nervous system development. The transcript has 8 exons. Lineage: Eukaryota; Metazoa; Chordata; Actinopteri; Cypriniformes; Cyprinidae.
GGGUAUUUUCAUGGUGUGUAAUGGGAUGCGUCGGGUUUGAGCAGCCGACGUGCGCGCGGUUGCACAGAGUGGACCUCUGGAGUCUACAUUUAUAAUGCUUUGUGCUUUUUGGACAGCUGGUUAAGGUAAAUAUGUCGACCAAGGGGAAACAGUAGACUUUAAUCGCGUCAUUCGCUAAUGGUUAUGGGAUUUCUUCACCGUAACUUCCAAUUCAUAAGAGAGCUGUCUCUACCUGGAGAGAGAAGAGUGAAGACAGAUCGACCGCUUCUCCUCUCGAUAGUUUUUUCUUCUUCUUCUCUUCACCCGGAUUAUAUGGCACUAGACGUUGGAAAUAUACUCGAUAGCGGAAGCAGGGAGUUGGAUGCUGUGAUUCCAGGGCUCUUCUCGCUUUGCGAUGGUGUUUAAAAACAAGUUGAACUGAGCCAAAUUUGCAAAGGUCACCCUCAACAAUCUGCCAAUGCUUUGCUUUCACUAUCCUUUGCUUUUAACUGUAAAACUGUAGAGGCUGUUGACUCCAGUGGUUGAGACAUCGGACACCUGGAGAAGAAGGCGAGGAAAGUUUGGAGAGAAUGUCGAGUCGCAGGGUGAAGCAUGAGCUGCCAGUGUACUGAUUUUAGACUGGCGUAUCUGAUGAGUCUAUGGGUGUGUGUUGCACUAAGCCUUCACUGCUGGGUUUCAGCCCCUGUGGCAGCCUCCCAUGAUGCCGCUGGUCCAUUUGGGUGGCUCCUUUCAGAUAAAGGGCCUUUUCAUCACUCACAGGAAUUUGCAGAAUUUGUGGAGCGUUAUCAACAGGGCUUCACAACCAAAUAUAAGAUUUACAGAGAGUUUGGGCGCUGGAAGGUGAACAGCCUGGCUCUGGAGAGAGAGGACAAUGGCGUGGCUCUACCCCUCGAUCCAGAGUUCAUGCAGACCAUCAGACAGUUGGGCCGCAGACCCACUCUCAGUGCCAUUACCGAGAACAUCAUCAGGAAAUAUGGCACACACUUUCUGCUCUCAGCUACACUCGGAGGUGAGGAGGCGUUGACUAUAUUUGUGGACAAGCGGAGGCUAAGCCGGACGGCAGACCUUACUGACUCAAAUGGCACGGCUGUGACUCUGGAGGCCCUGCACCAGCUGGCUGCCUCCUACUUCAUAGACAGAGAGAGCACUCUGCGCAGACUACACCACCUCCAGAUUGCUUCCACUGCUAUCAAGGUGACCGAAACAAGGACAGGCCCUCUUGGAUGCAGUAACUAUGACAACCUCGAUUCUGUCAGUUCCGUUUUGGUCCAGAGUCCUGAAAACAAGAUUCAUCUACAAGGGCUUCAGGCCAUUCUGCCAGAAUACCUAAGGAGCAGAUUUGUGGAGGCAGCUCUCAGUUAUAUUGGCUGCCACUCUGAGGGCGAGUUUGUGUGCCGGGAUAAUGACUGCUGGUGCAAAUGCAGUGGUGAUUAUCCCCAGUGCAACUGUCCCAGUGAAGACCUGAAGGCAAUGCAGGACAGUCUGAAACUCAUCAGAGAGUCAUGGAUGCAAGCCAACCAAGAGUUUGAAGAGUCUGAGGACUUCCAAAAUUUUGUGAGGAGAUUACCAACAUUCUAUGCUCUGAACACAUCUGCUGUGCAGUACUUUUGGAAGAUGGACCCUGGCGUUCAGCAGCGCUUUCAGCUGCUGGAGACUAGCACUCAGCAGCUGCUCAGCAAAGCGCAGCGGAUUGUCGGCAAACUCUUCAAACUCAGCAAAAGGUGUCGGACUCAGCCCAAAAUAUCUGUGCCCAGGGAGAGGCCUCACAACUACUGGCUUAGGUAUAUCCUCUCCAUCAUGUACUGCAGUGAGAACAAACAGAUAGGCUCCUACAUGGAGGAAACGCGGACCUGCUCCUGUCAUUAUGAGCACCCAUCCUGCCAGGGCAUUAUCCCGUGCUACGUAGGCGAUGGUCCUCACUGCGCCUCCUGCUCCUACGAGAACCGCUCUCGCUGUGCCAGCUGCAAUCCCGGCUACAUGCUGAGCCAAGGGUCCUGUAGGAAUACCAUACCGGAUUCUACUGACAACUACAUCGGGUUCGAGACGGACCUUCAGGACAUGGAGCUGCGCUACCUGCUUCAAAAGAAGGACGGGCGGAUCAGUAUUCAUGCCAUGUUCAUAAGCAAUGAUGUCAGACUCAACAACUGGUUCGAUCCCAGCUGGAGGAAGAGGAUGCUGUUGACACUGAAGAGCAACAAGUUCAAAUCGAACCAUGUCCACAUGCUCCUAGGGAUCUCCCUGCAGAUAUGCCUUACUAAAAACAGCACCCUGGAACCCGUGCUGUCCGUCUACAUCAAUCCAUUUGGAGGUAGUCAUUCUGAGAGCUGGAUCAUGCCAAUUGACCAGAACAGUUACCCUGACUGGGAAAGGACCAAGUUAGACAUCCCGCUUGACUGUUAUAACUGGACCCUGUCUCUGGGUAACAAGUGGAAGACCUUUUUUGAGACGGUACACAUUUACCUGAGGAGCCGUGUCAAAACGGCAUCAGUUCAGGGGAACGGCAGCGUCCAUUUCGAGCCAUUGGAAUACAUGGACUCUUCUCGUAACCUGGGCUACAUGAAAAUUAACAGUAUGCAGGUGUUCGGAUAUAGUAUGCACUUUGAUCCAGAUGCCAUUCAGGACUUGAUCCUGCAGCUGGACUAUCCGUACACGCAGGGCUCGCAGGACUCGGCCUUGCUCCAGCUGCUGGAGAUCCGAGACCGGGUCAACCGUCUCUCUCCACCAGGCCAACAACCUCUGGACCUGUUUGCCUGCUUAUUACGCCACCGUCUCAAACUCUCUACCGCUGAUGUUGUCCGAAUCCAGACUGCUCUUCAGGCCUUCAGCUCCAAGCAGCCCAACUCAAUGGAGUAUGAAACUACCAAACUAUGUAGCUAAUAAGGCACUGCUAGGUAGCAGUUUGUUUGUAGCUAUUUCAGUAACUAUAGUUAAAUGGCCUGAUAUACUUUUAGAAAAGAAUAUAUAUAUAUAUAAUUAUAUAUAUUGAAAAACUGCUGGGAUACAGUGUUGAUGGUGAUGCAACAGUUGGUUUGUUUGAGCCACUGAUGUAAUGGGCCACUUCAGAAGGAUGGCCAAAUCCAUUGCCUUUUUGUUUCUUAACUGCAAUGAUGACUUACGAUAACUCAUGCUUUUCCACUGCAUGAUAUGGCACGGUAUGGUUCCCUUUUGGGGGAUUUUCCACUGAGUACAGUACCUGAUACGUUCAAUCUUCCUCUCGUUGAUUUCAAAGGAGCGGAUCCAGUGAGAGCUUGAUGGAACGACGCAGAAUGAAAAUGUUUUUCGCGAGUUGCGGCAGUAGAGGAGUCGCAACAAUGGACAUGUGGAUAAUCCCGCCCACUCUAAAUCAGUACUAAACUGCAGUGGAAAUGCAAAACAAGUCAUGUGGUACUGCACUGAGCCGUAGCGAGCCGAGCCAUACCACGCAGUGGAAAAGCACCAAUAGUCUGAUGGCCUCAUUUCAGUUUCAUGGCACACUGUAGAAUUUAGCAUCAGCCUCAGUGCUGAUAAACGAUGUGUGCGGUAGGACUUGUCCAGGAACAGACUCUUGAUUUUUAAAGUGACUUUUAUUUUCACCUCUUUAUUCUCUUUAAGUAUAACAGAGGCAGCAAACACAUGGUGAGCCAAACCUUGUUAGUGUAAUCAGGGGUUCCUGCUGUGUCUGGGCAGAAUUCUGACUUUAAAAAAUAAACAUUUUGCCUUUUCUAUGCUGUCUGUCAACACUGUAACUCUCAAAAAUGUCAGUAUCCUAAUCAACAAUAGAUGGUUUUAUUGAUGCUUAAAACAUUCUUUUUACGGUGUUUGUUGAAAUAUGAAUGUAGGAGGAAAGCUGUUUAAAAAUCACAAUGCCAUAAGCAAGGUACUUAUUAUAUAUGCUGUUUCAUGUACAUUUAUUUUUAUAAAAUCUAUUAUUUGUGACAAGUUACAAAGGUAAUGUCCAUAAAUUGUAUAGAACAUGAAUUUGUUAAUACUCUAAAUAAAAGUCA